Hemiscyllium ocellatum (epaulette shark) is the source of this 2013-nucleotide messenger RNA. RefSeq names its product origin recognition complex, subunit 5 (gene orc5). Gene Ontology annotation, molecular function: DNA replication origin binding. Gene Ontology annotation, cellular component: nuclear origin of replication recognition complex; nucleus. The coding region runs from base 228 to 1598 and encodes 456 amino acids. The record is from RefSeq and is a predicted model, not a curated record. The transcript has 15 exons. Gene Ontology annotation, biological process: DNA replication; DNA replication initiation. Lineage: Eukaryota; Metazoa; Chordata; Chondrichthyes; Orectolobiformes; Hemiscylliidae.
GUUGACUCGUUGUGGCCCGGUCGGUAUUAACGGUUACGGUCAGUGAGUGCGAGACCCGGUAUCUGGGUCUAAAAAGUGUGCCAAUCGAUUUCAAACACAUUCGAGUUGUAAAGGGUUGUGCUGAUUUUGAACUGAGACGUGCUUUUCUUUUAAAAAAAUAACAACACACAGAAGAAUUGGUGCAAGUGAAGAAAAUAGCAAGUAAAGCCAAGUUUUAGUUUUUAAAGAUGUCUGAACUUGAUCAUGGCACAUAUCCAGAAGACAGAAUUCUUUCACUGAAAGAGAAAUUGAUUUGUAGGGAUCUUCAGAUUUUAACUCUGCAAUCAAUACUGGGAGAGCCUCACCAUUAUAGUUAUCCAUCUGUUUUUGUGUAUGGACAUACCGCCACAGGGAAAACCUAUGUGACAGAAACAUUGCUGAAGACAUUGAAGUUUCCUCAUGUGAUUGUGAACUGUGUGGAAUGUUUUUCUUCAAAGAUGCUUUUUGAACAAAUACUUAAUCAGCUGCAGGGUCAUUCGCUAUCCCUCAAGAAUGAAUAUACUUCAUGUCUUCAGUCUAACACAUUCAAUGACUUUGUUCUACUUUAUAAGCAAGUGGUCCACAAGCAGAAUUUGCACAAUCAAACUGUCUACAUUGUGUUGGAUAAAGCAGAACGUUUGAGGGAAAUGGAUUCAAACCUGUUACCUGGAUUUCUGAGGUUUCAAGAAUUGGCUGAUGAAAAUGCAACUGUUAUUUUCCUUAGUGAGAUUGUUUGGGAGAAAUUUCGGCCAGGUACAGGCUGCUUUGAGCCCUUAAUUUUGCAUUUUCCUGACUAUAACAAAGCUGAUCUCCAGAAAAUUCUUUCACAAGACCACCCUCCAGAAUUCUCUGCAGAUUUUUAUGCUACUUAUAUUAACAUUCUGCUUGGAGUGUUUUACCCUGUCUGUCGAGACUUAAAAGAGCUACGACAUCUUGCUGCAUUAAAUUUUCCAAAGUUCUGUGAACCUGUACAAAGAGGAGAUGCCAAAGAAGAGGAUACCCGACGGCUGUGGCGAAACAUUGAACCACAUCUGAAAAAAGCAAUGGAAACGGUUUAUUUACGAGAAAUCUCAAGUUCUCAGUGGGAGAGGCUGCAGCAAGAAGAUAAAGAAGGUGAACAUCUGAAAGGACUUUCCAUUCAUGCACAUGUUGAACUUCCAUUUUACUCCAAAUUCCUGCUGAUUGCAGCCUACCUCUCCUCCUACAAUCCUGCUAGAACAGACAAAAGGUUUUUCUCAAAGUAUCAUGGGAAAAUUAAGAAAACCUCAUUUCUGAAAAAGCAUGAGAAGACCAGCAAUCUCCUCCUUGGCCCCAAACCAUUCCCACUGGAUAGGUUAUUGGCAAUUUUCUACAGCAUUGUCGAUUGCAGAGUGACUCCCACGGCAAAUAUUUUCUCUCAGAUUACUUCCCUAGUGGCACUUCAACUGUUAACCCAUGUCGGCCAUGAUGAUCAGCUGAAUGGACCAAAGUAUAAAUGCACGACAAAUCUGGAAUUCAUCACAGCAAUUGCCAGUGAAGAGAAAGCGAACAGCAUUGACAAUCGAACAGAAAAACGAGAUUUUACUGCGUCUGGAUUGUGAUGAAAAGAUAUCAAAGAUUGCUCAAGAGUACAACAUUGGAAAAGCAACAGUGUCUGAUAUCAGCAAAGCAACACCGGCAAUUGAGAAAUUUAUCAACCAAAGUGACACUUCAUAUGCAUUAAAAAGAAAAUCCAUGAAGCCAGCGAAAGAUGAACAACUUGACCAAGCCAUAUUUUUGUGGUUUUCACAACAGCGUGAAAAGGGGAUUCCCAUAUCUGGCCUAAUGUUACAAGAGAAAAGCUGCCAGUUUUCAUGAAGCAGAAUAAGAGUCUGAUCACAGCGAAUCGUUGGGCUGGUUACAGUGUUUCAAAAAUCGUCAUGGCAUUUGGCAAGUCAGCGUUCUUGGACAGCAGAAGUCCGUGAAUGAUAUUUUACAAAUAAAAUCACUUUUAGUGUAAAUAAAAUUAAUUGAGGU